AUGUGCUGGUACUGGUGCAGAGUGCAGAGUGCAGCGCAGAUGCAUGUGCAGGGGGAGGUGCGACCUGCCGGGUGCAGGGUGCCGGCUAGGUGCCAGGUGCCAGCUGCAGCAGAGCAGGUUAUGGGCAAGCGCGAUCCGAAGGGGUCUUUGGGGCCUUUGGGGCACCGCAUUGCUCGCAGCGCCAAUCCAAGCCAGCCCAUGACAAGACAGGACAAGCAACUGCUCACGGUCGAGUCCUUGUCCCCAGUUUCCUACCGGACAGGCUCGACGACUCGACUUGACACAACCCAGCUCCCUCCCAACGGCCAUCUUUACCCAACACUAACACCAAGAGCCAAGGGGGGAAAACCACAUGGACUUAACAGUGGAGUGAAGGGCAGGUGCCAGUUGCGUAUCCAGGCCUUUGCCUGGCGGGCAAAAAGCAGUAUUUGGGGCCUUUGGUGGGGACAGCUGACUUGUGUCAGUGGCGAAAGCCACCCCGAUGAUUGCCAUGGUCCCGUCGACGUCUUCUUGGCUGCUCCAUCAAAUUGGAUGGAAUAA
Molecule: messenger RNA, 540 nt
Organism: Fusarium venenatum
Lineage: Eukaryota; Fungi; Ascomycota; Sordariomycetes; Hypocreales; Nectriaceae
Source: RefSeq, a predicted model, not a curated record